Messenger RNA from Cynocephalus volans (Philippine flying lemur), 1670 nucleotides. It is a transcript of the gene HEMK2, whose product is annotated as N-6 adenine-specific DNA methyltransferase 1. Gene Ontology annotation, biological process: methylation. The transcript has 6 exons. Gene Ontology annotation, cellular component: eRF1 methyltransferase complex. The record is from RefSeq and is a predicted model, not a curated record. Gene Ontology annotation, molecular function: nucleic acid binding; S-adenosylmethionine-dependent methyltransferase activity; protein methyltransferase activity. NCBI's taxonomy places the organism in Eukaryota, Metazoa, Chordata, Mammalia, Dermoptera, Cynocephalidae. Bases 4 to 648 code for a protein of 214 amino acids.
AAGAUGGCGGCCCCGUGCUUCCCCACGCCGCUGCAUGGACACGUGGGCCGUGGCGCCUUCAGCAACGUGUACGAGCCUGCCGAGGACACGUUCCUGCUUCUGGACGCGCUCGAGGCAGCAGCGGCGGAGCUGGCGGGAGUGGAAAUAUGCCUUGAAGUAGGGUCAGGGUCUGGUGUGGUAUCUGCAUUCCUGGCCUCUGUGAUUGGUCCUCAAGCUUUAUACAUGUGCACUGAUAUCAACCCUGAGGCAGCAGCUUGUACCCUGGAGACAGCACGCUGUAACAAAGUCCACAUUCAACCAGUAAUUACAGAUUUGGUCAAAGGCUUGCUACCAAGAUUGAAGGAAAAAGUUGAUCUUCUGGUGUUUAAUCCCCCGUAUGUAGUGACUCCACCUGAAGAGGUCGAAAAUCACGGAAUUGAGGCAGCUUGGGCUGGUGGCAGAAAUGGUCGAGAAGUCAUGGACAGAUUCUUUCCACUGGUUUCAGAUCUCCUUUCACCAAGAGGAUUAUUCUAUUUAGUUACCAUUAAAGACAACAAUCCAGAAGAGAUUUUGAAAACAAUGAAGACAAGAGGUCUUCAGGGGACUAUUGCACUUUCCAGGCAAGCAGGCCGAGAAAUCCUUUCAGUCCUCAAGUUUACCAAGUCCUAACAUAAAGUGUGAGCUGACAGCUACUGGAAGCUGAAUGCAUUGAGCAAAUUUUGAAACUGAAGUCAUUCCUUGGUUAACAAGGAAUUUUAUCAGAAAUUUGUCAUAAAGAAAAAGGUAAAAGGUGAGGCAUUUCCUUUCACCUGGGAAUCAGGCCCAGAGAAAUUUGCACAAGUGCAAGUUAAUAUGUAUAUUAAAUUUAUAAUUUGCAUUUUAUAUGUUAUAUUUAAGUUAUAGGAAAGGAUGUUUAUUUCAGCAUUACUUAUAAUAGCAAAAUAAUGCAAUCCACCUAAAUAGCCAUCCUGAGGAGAGUAGAUAAAUAAAUUACAGUAUAUACAUUUCACUGAGCAUGCAGCCAUUAAACAUGAGUCAAGUCUGCGUAUACCUAGCCAGAGGGGUCCACGGUGUGCUAUUGAGUGAAAAGAUCAAGUUGCAAAACAGUGUUAUCCUAUAUGUAUAUUUUUGGAAAACCAACAGAGAGGGUAUGUUUGUAUGUGUACAUAAAAAUGUCCCAGAAGAUAAACAACAGGUGAAUAAGGAACUUUUACUCCUCUGUGUUGGCAUUUGCAUUUACACAAUAAUAAUGUUAGGACAUUAUUAAAAAAUUGUUGUAAGCUUAACCAAGUGAUGACUACAACUGCAGCUGCUGCACCUGAUGUGGUUUCAUUGCUUGAAAAAAUUGACACAUCCCCCGGUGCCUGCUACACAGCUGUUGAUCUGGCAAAUACCUUUUUCUCCAUACCUGUCCAUAAAGGCCCAGCAGAAUCAGUUUGCUUUCAGCUGGCAAGGCCAGUAAUGCACCUUCACUGUUGUAUCCCAGGGAUGUAUCAACUCUCCAGCCCUAUGUUACAAUGUAGUUCACAGGGAUCUCGAUCGCCUUUCCCUUCCACAAGAUAUCACACUGAUCCAUUAGACUGGUGACAUUAUGCUGAUUGGACCUAGUGAGGGAGUAGUAGUAACUAGUCUGGAUUUAUUGAUAAGACAUUUUCAUGUCACAGGGUACGAAAUAAAUCUAACCAAACUUC